GGGGGAGCCCGCCCUGACGUGGGCGCGGGGCGGCCCGGGGGCCGGCGCCGCCGUGAUUUGCUGCGCGGCGCGGCGAGCGGCGGCGGCGGCGAUGAGAGCGGGCAGUGCGAACUGCGGGAGCAGCCGCCGGCCGCCAUAGUCGGCACACAAAGCUGGUCCCAGAUUUGAGCGACGGCGAGGCACCCUGAUGAGUGAGCCUGGGGAAGCGCCAUGGAUUUGACGAAGAUGGGCAUGAUCCAGCUGCAGAACCCCUGCCACCCCACCGGGCUGCUGCACAAAGCCAACCAGAUGCGCCUGGCGGGGACGCUGUGCGACGUGGUCAUCAUGGUGGACAGCCAGGAGUUCCAUGCGCACCGGACGGUGCUGGCUUGCACCAGCAAGAUGUUCGAGAUCCUCUUCCACCGCAACAGCCAGCAUUACACCCUGGACUUCCUCUCGCCAAAGACGUUCCAGCAGAUCCUGGAGUACGCGUACACUGCCACCCUGCAGGCCAAGGUCGAAGACUUGGAUGACCUGCUCUACGCUGCCGAGAUCCUGGAAAUUGAGUACCUGGAGGAGCAGUGCCUGAAGAUCCUGGAGACCAUCCAGGCCUCCGAGGACAACGACGCCGAGGUCGCCAUGGCCGACGGAGGCACCGCCGCCACUGAGGAAGAGGAGGAAAGGAAGUCUAGGUACAUCAAGGGCCUCUUCAUCUCCAAACCCACCGGUGAGGAGAGCGGCUACGCCAGCGCAGCCGGCCAGAGCCUGCCAGGAUCCGUGGCGGAGCAGAGCCCCUCUGCCUCCGCUUCUUUUGGCCCCCUCUCUGCCAUGAGCCCCACCAAGGCGGCGGUGGACAGCUUGAUGACCAUCGGGCAGUCGCUGCUGCAGGCUUCCCUGCCACCCAGCACGCCCGAGGACUCGCGCCCCACCGCCGCCCACCGCCCCACUGGCCUCCCUGAGGUCAAAACCGAAGCGAUGCAGGUGGACGAUGCCUCCAGCCGCGAUAGCCCCCGGACGGCCGAGCCUGGUGCCUCCGGUGGAGAGAAGCCUGACGAGAAGGGCAAGGAAGGGCCCGGCACCCCGACCCGCGGCAGCGUUAUCACCAGCGCCCGUGAACUGCACUACACCCGUGAUGAGGGUGCUGAGCCGCCGGCCGAGCCCGGCCAGGGGCUGCCACUGGGGCCGGAGCCGUCGGUCGCCACCACCCAAGGCGAGAAGCCCUUGGGCAUCUACUCCCUGCUGCCCAACCACAAGACUGAGCCGGUGCUUGGCGUGCCGUCCGCCGUGGCGUCUGCCCUGCACGUGCAGCCAGCGCUGGCCGUCUCCAUGGACUUCAGCGCCUAUGGGGGGCUGCUGCCCCAGGGCUUCAUCCAGCGGGAGCUGUUCAGCAAGCUGGGCGAGCUGGCCGCCGGCAUGAAGACGGAGAGCCGUGCCCUUGGCGAGCAGUGCAGCGUGUGCGGGGCAGAGCUGCCGGACAACGAGACCCUGGAGCAGCACAGGAAGCUGCACAGCGGAAUGAAGACUUAUGGAUGCGAACUGUGCGGGAAGCGUUUCCUGGACAGCUUGCGGCUGCGAAUGCACUUACUGGCUCACUCAGCGGGCGCCAAAGCCCUGGUCUGCGAUCAGUGCGGCGCCCAGUUCUCGAAGGAAGACGCCCUGGAGACACACAGGCAGACGCACACCGGUACGGACAUGGCUGUUUUCUGCCUGCUGUGCGGGAAGCGGUUCCAGACGCAGAGCGCCCUGCAGCAGCACAUGGAGGUGCACGCCGGGGUGCGCAGCUACAUCUGCAGCGAGUGCAACCGCACCUUCCCCAGCCACACUGCGCUCAAGAGGCACCUCCGCUCCCACACAGGUGACCACCCCUACGAGUGCGAGUUCUGCGGCAGUUGCUUUCGGGAUGAGAGCACGCUGAAGGGCCACAAGCGCAUCCACACCGGCGAGAAGCCCUACGAGUGCAACGGCUGCGGCAAGAAGUUCAGCCUUAAGCACCAGCUGGAGACCCACUACCGGGUCCAUACAGGUGAGAAGCCCUUUGAGUGCAAGCUGUGCCACCAGCGCUCCCGGGACUACUCGGCCAUGAUCAAACACCUUCGGACCCACAACGGCGCUUCCCCCUACCAGUGCACCAUUUGCCUGGAGUACUGCCCCAGCCUCUCCGCCAUGCAGAAGCACAUGAAGGGCCACAAGCCGGAGGAGAUUCCCACCGACUGGCGGAUAGAGAAGACCUAUCUCUACCUCUGCUACGUCUGAGGGAGGAGGCGCAGGGGCGGCGGGGCUGAGUGGCAGAGAGGACUGGGCAAAAAGAAAAACCACCAAACCCGCAGUGUCCACAGCCUUGUUUGUUUUCGGUUCUCGUUCAUUGCUUCUCGCCAGAAGGAUCCUGCGGCUCACGCCCCGGGGAGGGGGGGAUGCACCAGCCCCUUCCCCAGCCCCGUCCGCUCCCCCUCCUCAGCUGCUUGUGCGCCCGCUGCCCUUGCGCCCUCACUGCAGAGCAGCUUUCACCCCUUGCAGCUCCCGGGGAAUCAGCUCCAGCCACCGGCGCUGCCAGGAAGACCACAUAGGAAUGGCACUCUUCCUCAAAAGUGUGUGUAUGUGUGUGGCUGGUGCUUUGGGAAGGCUUUAAUCUCUGGUUUCCUCUCUCACUACAUAGACCCCACCGUGUAUGCCCCGCUGAGGACCCCAGCUCACGUGCGGGCACGGCUCUGCGUGAACCUCAGCCCCCCCCCCCCCGGCUUUUGGGGGGUUCCUGUGGUCCUGGGCUGCGGCGUCGCAGGUGGGAGAGCGCUGGCAUCCGGCGAGCCUUGAGCACUUCAGUGGGAGCAUCCCCAGGGUGGAUCCCGGCCGGAGGAGGGUGUUCGGGGUAGGGCACCGUCUGCGAGCCGGGCUGCCUUGCCGAGCUGCCCGGGGUCUGGGUGAGCGCGAGGGGCACACGAAGGCUGUCGCCCUCCCCGUGACCAAAGACCUCUCUAUGCAUUUCCCCUUUCUUCCCCACCCGCUGGGAGGCGAGGGCGAAGCCCCUGUGGGGAGAUGCAGCCGGUCUGGUGAUGUGUCGUCAAUGCCAGUGCCCACGUGGGCGCUGCUGGUGCACAGCAUUUGGGGUUUUUUUGGGGGGGGAUCCUCUUGUUUCUGCUAAUUUGGGGUGCCCAGAAGGUGCCGAGCGUGUUUUUUUUGCCCAGCCCUCAGCUGCAGGAGCCCACGUGCGAGGGGUGCCCGGUGGCAGGUGGCUUCGCUCGCCGCUUUUUUAGCUUUUCGUUCGUUUUUUUUGGACUUUCUUUUGGAAUAUUUCCGCAUUUAGCACAUUUUACUUGAAAUUACCUCAUUUUUUUGUGACCUCAUGAGCUUUUAUUGAUUUGGGGGGGACGGGGGGUGGCGUGGCUGGGAAGGUGUGAGCCGCGUGCCUGGCAGUGGAGGAGCAGCGCGGUGGCAGUGUCCCUGCCGGCCUCCCGUUGUGCAUUAUCCUUACCAAAACUGGUAUUUUUUGCCUGGCCCCGUGGGGUCGGGGCUGUCGGUUCUGAAGCUACCUCUUGUGUUCGUUUUUGUUGUGUUUCUCUUUUGCGGUUGCGGAAGCGGGCUCUGCGGUUUCCAUCCCGCGCGGCACUUGCGGCCAUGGCUUUCUUUUUGUCAUUUUGCUGCGUUUGAGUGAAAAGAGGGCGAGGGGGGGGGGGGGAGAAGUCAGG
Molecule: messenger RNA, 3659 nt
Organism: Cuculus canorus (common cuckoo)
Lineage: Eukaryota; Metazoa; Chordata; Aves; Cuculiformes; Cuculidae
Gene: ZBTB16
Product: zinc finger and BTB domain containing 16
Exons: 7
Coding region: 211-2232 (673 amino acids)
Cellular component (GO): nucleus
Molecular function (GO): protein binding
Source: RefSeq, a predicted model, not a curated record